Anarrhichthys ocellatus (wolf-eel) is the source of this 2213-nucleotide messenger RNA. Its product is annotated as T-box-containing protein TBX6L-like. The record is from RefSeq and is a predicted model, not a curated record. Gene Ontology annotation, molecular function: RNA polymerase II cis-regulatory region sequence-specific DNA binding; DNA-binding transcription factor activity, RNA polymerase II-specific. Bases 188 to 1300 code for a protein of 370 amino acids. Gene Ontology annotation, biological process: positive regulation of DNA-templated transcription; regulation of transcription by RNA polymerase II; cell fate specification. The transcript is spliced from 2 exons. Gene Ontology annotation, cellular component: chromatin; nucleus. NCBI's taxonomy places the organism in Eukaryota, Metazoa, Chordata, Actinopteri, Perciformes, Anarhichadidae.
UUAGAAAAGAGCCACCACGAUGCCGACCGGGGCUUUUACGACGGAAAACAGACGGUAACGAUCGGAUGAACGUUCCACCGUCGAGACACUCGAUAUGUUCGACACGCAGAAGGAUGCUGUGGUGAACUGUCGUACCAAUGUUUAAAAAGCGGGAUCCUCCUGCUCUUUAGAUGUCCGGAGCCUGUUCAUGGCUUCUAAGAAGAAGCAGAAAGGAAUGGUGUUCCAUCAGGAUGGGGCAACCAGCCCUGCAGCCGCACCUGCUGCCGAUCAUCCACCUGCAUGCUUCGCUGUUCCCAAACCAGGGAAGGCGAGCGAAGGCGGGAUGGAAAAAAACACCCAUGUAACCAAAGAAGAGGCAGAUAUGAUGUGUAAACCCAACAGGUACCCAUCAAAAGAACCCAUCAGGACUUCUGAUGGACUUCUUGGUGGGAAACAGCCCGCCAGUUCAAACCCUCAGCCAGACAACCUGUCACCUGACAGCAUCUGCAAAGGCAUCAAAGUGACGCUGGACAACAACAACAUGUGGAACGAGUUUUUCAGAUGCAAAACAGAGAUGAUUAUGACUAAACAGGGAAGCAGGAUGUUCCCUUACUGCCGCUUUCGGAUUUCCGGCUUGCAGCCAUGUAGGAAGUACUUUUUGCUCAUGGACAUUCAGCCGUUGGACAACAGUCGAUACAAGUGGACCGGCAAGAGCUGGCAAGUUGCUGAAAAGGCAGAGUGUCACGUAAAGAGUCAACCAUUCGCUCAUCCAGAGUCGCCAUCAACGGGUCAACACUGGAUGCAGAAUCCAGUAUCCUUUUACAAACUGAAGCUCACAAACAGCAUCUCGGAUCAAGAGGGGAACGCCGUCCUGCAUCCGAUGCACCGCUAUUUGCCUCGACUGCACGUGGUCCAAACUGACAAAGCUGCAAAAGACAUAAAGCUAAAUGGUCCCACUGUUGUCACAUUCACUUUCCACCAGACAGAGUUCAUGGCAGUCACUGCUUACCAGAACUCAAGGUUCUCUCAGCUCAAAGUCGACUACAACCCGUUUGCUAAAGGACUGAAGGAGGAGGGCUCCGGUUCCUGUGGCCUGAAGCUAAAAUUGAUCUCUGGCAAAGACUCUCGCAAAGAUGGAGGCAUGACGGCCAACGAGCAACAUCCCAUGAAGAAGAGCUUGAAGUCUUUACUUGCAAACCAUAAACCUAGAAGCUCCAAAGCCGUGGACGCAAAGCUUUUGGUGUCUGGUGACCCCCACAAGAAUUCCACUACAAACGAAGAUCAAUCAGCUGCCAAUGUUUCUGGGGAAAGUUUGUGGUAAGAGUUCAGCUUUGACAAUGAAGAUGGCAUUUUCUUCUUUCAAAUUCUUUGUACCAAAUGUCACGUUUGCAAGAAAGUACAAGAUUGAAGACUGUUUAAAAGUCUGUGGCCAUAUUUGGGAAUAUAAGUAUUGUUUCUUGUCUUUGCACUAGGAGUUUGUGUCUUUCCCUCUCAAGAUGAUUCAGUACGUAUCUCGAUAGAUGGUCUGCAUGUCAACAUCACCUGACCUCUUGGAUUAAGUCAGGAAACAACUUUCACUAGUCUAGAUUAGUGAGAUGGAGGGUGCUAUGAAGAACGGUGUAUCUCAUGUAUCCAUAGUAAUUCUGUCCUCUUUCUGCACCGCAGCGUUAACGGUUAUGACUUACAACUAUCCCUAAGAUACAACUUUCCACUAUAAUGGUUUCUUUGCAUAUCCAUACGAACGCCCUGUUCUCACCUACAACCUGCAGUUUACAGGUGUAUUUAGGGUUUUUAUUCUGUCCCCACUACACUGGUGCACGACUAAGUAGUUAUUUUGCCAGGCAAAGUCUUUCCACACAUUGUUUUUAAGUCCCGGUAGGUUUGAAGUUACAUCAUAAUGAAUGGAAAAGCCAUCCACCAAGAGGAUCAGCUUCUUCCUCAUUGGCUUUAAGUGAUUUUACAUAGUUAAGUUGGAGCUAAAAACUCAGCUGCUAACUCUUGUUUCCCCAGGCAAUAGAAACAAACGUGAUUGGUUGUCGCUCAACUCGGAAGACAUUUGAACAAAGUUGAACCUUCACUGUUGCAUGGUUUUGAAGUUUGAGUUUCCACGAGACCUGUUCCUUAGUGGCAACACCAAACAUUAGUCAGAGGUAGGGUUGCAACGGAUCACAAACCUCACAGUUCGGUUCUUGAGUCACGGUUUGGAUAAUUUUUCGGAUCAGCAAAGAAAAGGG